UUUUGACAUGACAGUACAGCUACUUUCUCAAAUUGUUACACUAUCAUUAUGAUUUACUUAUACUACUUACCUACCUGAUUAUAGCAUAUUCAAAAUUAUGGAUUCCAUAAAACCUAUACUUAAAAUUUACCAAUACUAAAUUGGCUUUUCGCCAUACCCAUACACAUUGGCGAAGCCCAUUUUAAUAUGUUUCUACUUUCUAAAUUUUAAAUUAAAUUCCGCUAUGUAAUUUACAAAGUGAAUUUUUCAAAGAAUUUCAGUCAAACUUUAUAUGAACAUGUGCCCUUAGCCUUAGAUAUUAUUGCUAUAAGCAAUCUCCUACAGACAACCUUUGGCGGAAAGAUUACAAAGUGGUACAAAAACAAACUUAUAUGAACCAUUAUAUUCCUCUAUAUUUAUGAGGGACGGACGACCGUUAUCAAAUACAACACCACGUUUAAAAAUAGCAUACAUCAAAAAUAAUUUUAUACAAAUGAGCAAUUCUUUUAUUUGUUCUAUAUAUAUAUAUUAAAUUCGGCUGAAGUUAAAUCAUUGACAAUUAUUUUGGUGGUGAUUCUAUAUAAAUGAAUCUUCGGCUAAGUUACGCAAGGAUACAUCUUCCAUCCAUAGGUAUACCCAUAUUAUUCAUUAAAAAAUCGAAUAAUUUUGAUUAAUAAGUACUUAAGACCCCCAAGAUCGUUAGAGGCAUUUUCGCUAAAUAAAACCUAAGGAAAGCUCAAAUAAAUAAGCUUUUAAAUAUUUAUAAACCUAACCUGUAUAGUUUUUUUGUAUUUAUGAACUAAUCUCGACCGGGUCAUUGAGCCUAGAUUAAAGUGUAGCUCUCGAUUGAUAAAUAAAUUUAAAUAUUUCUGCCGCUUCUUACAUUUUAGUCAACCAUUAUCACGCGAUGAUGCCCAUUCGUGUCCCGUGUCACAUUUUUAUUACUUGCCUUUGACGCGAUAAUUUUUUAUACCUCUACGUUGAAGUCGGAUUACAUCACCGUUGUUGUGACAAUGUGCAAGAGAGGUGUUGCGUUCGCUUUAACGGUGCUGAUUCCUUUUACGAUUGGAGUACGGAUUAACUUCACAAACUGCCACUAUCCUGAAUGGUCUUGUACUAACAACGUUCCUAAUGAGAUUGUUUACACCUGUUCGGCUGUGAGAAGUAGUGAUUUCAUUAUCCAUCUAAAGGACUUUUACACUGACCAAAUCCACAGUAUCACGGUUCAGAAUUGUAGAGACUUAAGAGUAGUGCUCGAUUGUCCUAUAUUGCAACGUGCUUCUCGGUUGCAGAAAUUGAUCAUCAAAGAUUGUGAUAGGCUCGAGUUCAUUUCACUGUCUAGCAAUUCACUAUUGCAAACACCGCCAGAAGUGAGAAUUGAAAAUGUCAGAGAAAUCGUAUCCUUUCCAAGGAAUAUAUUUAAAUCUCCCAAUACUAACACGGAACUGAAAUGUAUGGGAGCGGCUUCAUUCAAAAAGCUGCACGUUAUUAACAGUAAAAUUAACUCGAUCAAUACCAGAGCCAUCUACAAUGUCAGUGGUAUUAAAAGUGUGGAAUUUGAAAAUGUAACAAUAACAGAUAUCCAAACUGAAGGUAUAGAAGCUUUUAUGGGAAGUAAUAAUACUCUGUUUUCUAUUAUAAACAGCAAAUUUGAAAAUAUGGAUUUCAAAGCUAUAACUGUCCAGAGUUUCACGGUGAAAAUUUCCUCGAAUGUUUUUGCGGACGUAAUAGCAAACGUAAUGAAUAUUUCAUCGGAUAAUUUAUUUUUAGUUAGCAAUAAGUUCAAAGAAGUAUGUGCAAAUGGUAUAACCACAAACUCUGUGAACACUGAGAUAUCGGAUAACACGUUUGAAUCUAUAAAAAGCAACGCUGUGGCAAACGUUAGAUGUUCAAAAAAACGUUCGAAUAAAAAGUACAUCAAUUUCUCAAGAAAUACGUUCAAGAAUGUCGAACCAUACUCACUAUAUUUCGAUCAUGCGAGUUGUAAGUCCGCUGGAACCCAAAUCACAUUUCGCGAAAACAAAAUUGAUUGCCGCUGCCGAAACAUUUCAUUUUUAAAUUCAGCCACGUACAAUGAACAAAACAACUUAAUACUGAAUUUGGCUAAUAAUAACACAUGCUUGGUAACGCAUUGUAUACUGCCGGUCGAAGUGGUCAAAUUACUGUUGGAACUAGAUAUGUGUCAUUUAAAUCUUGAUCCCCAAGUAAUGUGCUUACUCUACAAUGAUAAGCAAUCAAGUAAUAAUAAUAACAACGAAGUCACGACUGACGAUGAAGUGACCGAACCAGCGCCUACGUUUUAUUUGAUCAGACAAGCGAACAGUCUCAGCAGUGAUACAGGCGCCGCCAUGACAGCCAUCGACAAGGAUGAUCUUUUAAAAGAUAGUCAUCUAAACCUGACAAACAGGACUUUGAUAAAGUUUGUUUUUGAUUCAUCCAAAGAUUUCGUUGAGACUUUGAGGAGCACAAGUAGAACUCGGAAUAGGCCGACGGAGAAGGCUCCCCCGAAGGAAGAAUACGUUAGUCACUGUAUAGGUACGCAGUGUAGGAACGAUAACGUUUAUAAUCGCCAACGAGCCUUGGAUUUUUACAAAUACGUCUACGCCCAACUACGCACACCAAGACAGGAUGAUAACAAAUUAAACCAACUUUAACUGUAGUUACUAGUUAUCAAUGAAAAAUAAAUGUGUACAUAAUA
Maniola jurtina (meadow brown) is the source of this 2677-nucleotide messenger RNA. RefSeq lists its product as uncharacterized. The transcript has 3 exons. The record is from RefSeq and is a predicted model, not a curated record. NCBI's taxonomy places the organism in Eukaryota, Metazoa, Arthropoda, Insecta, Lepidoptera, Nymphalidae. The coding region runs from base 993 to 2633 and encodes 546 amino acids.